Molecule: messenger RNA, 1949 nt
Organism: Perkinsus marinus ATCC 50983
Lineage: Eukaryota; Perkinsozoa; Perkinsida; Perkinsidae
Exons: 10
Coding region: 62-1453 (463 amino acids)
Biological process (GO): amino acid transmembrane transport
Cellular component (GO): vacuolar membrane
Molecular function (GO): amino acid transmembrane transporter activity
Source: RefSeq, a predicted model, not a curated record
AGUUUGGCAUGCCUUCCCAUAAGGCGCGAUCACAUUCUCGUGACUCGUCCCGUUUGCAGCCAUGUCCCACUCUUCACCUUCCCGCGUUAACGAGACCUACGAUGCAGUUGUGAACAAAGCUGAUGCUGUCAGUGAGCCUAGUAGUCCGACUGGAUCAGUCGCUACCACGGCUGCUAGCUCCGUUGUUGUUGGAGGUGGAGGAUAUAACGCAAUGGAAAAAGGCAUUAGUUUGGGGUCAUUCUUCAUGACCGCAUUGAAUGCGAUGAUAACAAUUGGUCUCUCCGUGCCCUUCAUGUUCACCACCGCUGGUUGGUUGUCCAUAGUAUUCCAAAUAGUCGCCGCUUCAGCAAUUUUCCUAUGUGUGUUACUCGUCAGAGCUUGUAUUGACAACCCCAAGAUCAAAAAGUAUGGCGAAGAGCAUCAUGUUCCUGUCUUCGAGAGGGAGUAUGCUUUCCUGGCUGGUUAUUGUGGAGGCAACACCGGCCGAACGGCCGUCACAGUGGUUGUCUCUCUCGAGUUCUUCUUCACAUUGGCCGCCAACAUAAUCGCCAUUGGUACAUGUGCCAACAUGUUGGUUAAGGAGAUGAGCAUCGAGGUGUGGAUCAUCAUCUUUGCCGCCCUAUCACUGUCUUUUGUACUCCUCCCUUGGUUCAACGAGAUAUCCCGUGUAAUGGGUAUCGCAGGAGCCUUCGGAGCCGUCCUUGGCGCCGCGCUUUGGGUCGCAUCUUCCAUCAUGAUUCUUCCUGAAACCAACAUUGAAGCUAAUCUAAUCCCGAAAGCCCCUUACCCCUCCAACUUGAUCACUGCACUUGGGAUAGCAGUGUUCUCCUCUGGAGCAGCACCGUCUUUGCCACCCUUCUAUGGUGUUGUUAAGAAUGCUACUCCUCGAAAGAUCGAUCUAUGUAUUCUCCUCGCGCAGAUAGUCUCUGUGCUCUACGUGUUCAUGUUGGGUAUUGCCGGAAUGCAGAUAUGUGAUGGAUCAUGUGAACAGUUCUACCUCGUAGAUCUCCUGAGCUAUCCGACCAGUGUUAUACCUAGCUGGUUCAUGUAUUGGAUCGUCAUAGUGCAACUAGUCCGCAUCUUUGCGAUGAGCCCGGUAUUGCUUGUUCCUAUCAUGGUCAGCACUGAGGGCAUGAUCUCAUCGGCUAUGCAAAGAUUCAGCUGGGGACCGAGUAUGUUAAAGCACAACGCUUGGAGAUUCACCUGGAGGAUAAUUAUAGUCGCGGCUAUCGCGAUCACCUCCAUAGGCGCCCAGGCAGAGAUAGCCUACAUUCAGGCCAUUGCCGGCACCUUGUUAUGUUCAUGUGAUCUCUUUCUCUUCCCUCUCUGGUUCUACUUGGUUAUUGAGCAGCCGAAGGGUUCCAAGCGUAUCCUCGCAUGGAUCGGUGUUGUUCUAGCUGUCGCCUUCGCCAUCGUGGGCACGGUCUUUUCGGUCAUGGGCAUGUUCGUUUAAGCAGGUUGCUUCCGGCAUGCUAGUCCAGCCUCGGUUGGUUUAUGGUCCUUAUUUCUUUUGCUUAUCUGAAUCUUUCGCCCUUUUAUGGAAGACCUCCAUUGAUGAUACCUGACUUGACCCAAUGCGUCACUAUGAUGAUUGGUCGAGCUCGCUGUUUUCCGCAUUCUAUGUCUUUGUCUAUGGUGGGAAUCUGAAUGACUCUUGCAGCUUGUCACACCUCUCGGAGGUCCAGCUGUAUAUCUCGUUUCUUGUGACAUUCAUUAUUCCCUUUCCCGAGAUGAAUAGACAAUGAUGUACUCUGUACUGGUAGCUGUAAUCGGGUUGUACUCAUAGGCUACCAGUUGUAUCUGGGUGGCUCUAUAUCCCACUAGCGCUAACGCAAUAGGAUAAAAGUCGGCUACCUGUCAUUAUGAUGUUACACGGUAGUGUUACGAAUUGCGUGAUGCGACCUCUUAUCCCAGUACUGCUUAUCGUUCCUGUUCUUGCGAUCGUAAAG